AGACUACCGCAGAUCUACUGCAACCAUACGGCUCUAACGCGAGCUUUUCAUAACAGAAAUGAGAUAACAGACCAGGAAAUGGCUGACCUGUUUGUACAGCAAAAAAUAGACGCAAUCAUAUAUAUUAUUAUUGUCCUAAUCUUCUACGCCGUGAUAAUAACCAUCGUUUUGGUGACAAACUGUCACCGAUUUCGCGAAGAGAGGUUUGAGUUCCGGAUACCCAGACGUAAGGACCUACUGGUGAACAGCGACAGUAGUCUUCGGAUAUUGGAUCCCAACAAAGAAGUCACCACUUAUUCGGCCAUCAGUGACGAGACUAACGUCUAGAUUGAGUUUCAUAUGAUAUAUGAUUACGAUUUCUAUCAUCUAUUGGUUGUCAAUGAAAAAUAAAACCUU
This is a messenger RNA of Oppiella nova, 396 nucleotides long. Lineage: Eukaryota; Metazoa; Arthropoda; Arachnida; Sarcoptiformes; Oppiidae. The record is from the annotation of a GenBank genome assembly.